CGGCCUCUUUCAUCGCCCCAGCCCGUUCACAAGAACAUCCUUCCUCUUCCUCAAGCCAGCCGUUUCCUUCCCGGCGAGCAAAAUGGUCUCCGCCGAUGCAGCUCGCAACAUCGUCGGCAUCAUCGGCAAUGUCAUCUCCUUCGGGCUCUUCCUCUCCCCCACGCCGACGUUCUGGCGGAUCUGCAAGGCCAAGGACGUGGAGGAAUUCAAGCCGGACCCCUACCUGGCGACGCUGCUCAACUGCAUGCUCUGGGUCUUCUACGGACUCCCCAUCGUCCACCCCAACAGCAUCCUCGUCGUCACCAUAAACGGCAUCGGGCUCGUCAUCGAGGGCAUCUACCUCAUCAUCUUCUUCAUCUACUCCACCAACAACAAGAGGCUGAAGAUGCUCGCCGUGCUCGGCGCCGAGGCGGCGUUCAUGGUGGCUGUGGUGGUCGGCGUGCUCCUCGGCGCCCACACCCACGAAAAGCGCUCCAUGAUCGUCGGCAUCCUCUGUGUCAUCUUUGGCUCCAUCAUGUAUGCCUCCCCGCUCACCAUCAUGGGUAAAGUGAUAAGGACCAAGAGCGUGGAGUACAUGCCAUUCUUCCUAUCGCUGGUGAACUUCCUCAACGGCUGCUGCUGGACAGCCUAUGCGCUCAUCAAGUUUGAUCUCUACGUGACGAUCCCCAAUGGCCUCGGUGCUUUUUUCGGCCUCAUCCAGCUGAUCCUCUACGCCUGCUACUACAAGUCGACGCCGAAGAAGGAGAAGAGCGUCGAGCUGCCCACUGCCGUCAACAACAACACUGGCGGCAGCGGCAACGUCUCCGUUACCGUCGAGAGAUAACUCGGCUUUGCAACAGUAGCAAGCCCACAGCCAGCGAUCAAAUCCGGCCCACCAAUGGCCGAGAUUUUAGCCCAAGACAUUUUGAACAGUUAAGACUUCCGGAUGAUGCUUCAACAAGUGUGGUGCUAGCUAGUACCAUUUGUUAAUGUUAGGUAGAGUCGUCUAAGUGUGCCUUUGUUUCGUGAACCAUUGUCGUCUGUCUAGUGCAAAACUGAUGGAACAAUGUAUACGUAGCUGAGUUGUCCCAGAUAGUGAAUGAGACCAGGCUUGUCACCUGCUCUCUCAAUCUCUACUCUGGUUGGCGCG
Molecule: messenger RNA, 1129 nt
Organism: Triticum dicoccoides
Lineage: Eukaryota; Viridiplantae; Streptophyta; Magnoliopsida; Poales; Poaceae
Product: bidirectional sugar transporter SWEET6a-like
Exons: 5
Coding region: 83-823 (246 amino acids)
Biological process (GO): carbohydrate transport
Cellular component (GO): membrane
Molecular function (GO): sugar transmembrane transporter activity
Source: RefSeq, a predicted model, not a curated record